GUUUAUGGCAAUGAUCAAGAAAAACCAAAAACCCUUCACUCAUUACUUCAGAUUGAUUGUAGAAAUCCAACCUUCAAGCAAGCUCCACCCAACUAUAUUCAAGCCUCCUCCCACCAAGACAGAGUGUGAAAUUUCCCAUAUCCUCAACUUCCUCUCUCUUCCUUUAAAGAUUAUUGUCAUGUCACCAACUAUUACAAGAAUCAUGUCAAAUCAUCCUUUAACAUGCAAAAAACUGGUUAUUAUUGGGCAACAUUUGAAAAGUAAAAGUGUUUUUUUUACAAAGACUUUAUUUAGAUAAUAUUUUUAACCAUUUUGUGCCAUGUUUGAGUGCCUCUUUUCCCUUCUUAUUUUUUCCAAGGUACAUGUGGUUUGGUGCCAAGCUAGAUGAAUCGUUUACUCAACUGGUUGUUGUAUUGCAAUGGUGGUUUUGACAAGACGAAUAGGAGAGCACGAAUUUGAGGGAGAACAGCCAUGUGGAAUCCAUCGCCAUUAUCAUCACUUCCCCUCAAAAUAGCAUUCAUCCUCUCUUUCUCUCUCACUGCAUCUUCUUCGUCUUACUCUCCCCCAACCCCCAACCCCCGUUAUCAUUCCAUCUCAAUUCCGAAAGUCAACUCCAAGAAACCCUCAGCGACCACCGCCACCACUGGAGACAUACUCGCACUCCUUGGCACACCUCAGCAGGCUGCCUCCGUCGACCCCCAAAUUGCUGCUGAACUUCAAUCCUGCUUCAAGUUCAUCGUUCCUUUUAAUCCUACUACCAACACUCCACCUGAUUCCCGUUUCAAUUUAAUAAAUCGGCUGAGUCAAUCCCUAACCGAAUCGGGAAUUCAAUUUCCGCGGCGCACGCUGAAUUCUAAACCCCGUCGUGACGCUGAGGGUUAUCAGAAUGAGCUUAUCUGGUCACCACCGGCACCUGUGUUGGAGAUUGCUCGACUUGCUUUUGAUUCUGGUGGCGAUCCAGGUUCUAUUCAAGGCACCCUUGAUCCCACCAUGAUCUACGUACCUGAUUGUGAAGGCUCAAAUGAAAAUCGAUGUGAACUUACAAGAUAUCCUUAUGGAAGGCACUUUAUAAACGAGGAAUUGAAUUCAUACAUGGAAUUUUUGUUCCAACUUAUUGCUUCUCGUGGUCCUAAAGUUGGGUUAAAUGUAUCAUUAAAUCGAUUUGACUUCUUCCAUGGUCAUCUUUUCAUUGCUGCAGAUGGAAGAGUUGGUAUUUUGUUUCAUGCUAAAGAAUACCCUGCAUUUGAUAAGAAAGUGUUCCCAUACAACAUGGGUUAUUGCCAAAAAGGUUCUAAUGUGACAUAUGAUGACUCGAUGAAUCUGAGGAACAUUCUAUGGCUAGCCCCUUUGCCAAGUGAUUCCACCAACACUUGGUCUGCACCUGGAGUGUUGGUGGUAUUGGAUGCGCAUCCUGGUGGAAUUAUAUAUCGGGAUAUCAUACCUAACUAUGUAAAAUAUGCAAGAACAAUAUAUGAAGAUGAUUUCGGUGAUAAUGUGGUUGAUGUAAACUACCUAAAUGUGGGCACUGCGAAGCCGGACUAUCAACUAUUCAUUUGCUAAUACAUGAGCAUUGAAUCUAGGGCUAUUUUCGAAAAUAGAGAUGAGAAGGGCAUUUACGUCUUUUCCACAUAGGAGAGAUUGAGUUGAGAGCAUGUCGAUGUCCCAUCUUUUGGGUGUUCAUAAAAAGUUGCAAAUUCUGUGUCAGACUCAGUCCAAUUAAUGUCAAACACAGUGCAAUAUCGUUUGGUUAGGGUUAUCGCGUGUAGCAAGUGAUUUGUUGCAUUUGAGUUUCAUAAAAUGAUAAAAGUUAUGAGAAUAUUGAAAUUGAAUGUAUUCUGUACCAUAUCCAUGAUUAUAGAGAUCAUCAUUAAGAUAAUUUGUAUGUGUUUAAGUUUUUUGGAAAAAAUAGAAUAUUUUGAGGUUUUCAAAUUCAUAAAAUGGGAUACGGAUAAAUCCGAUCAUGAAUGAUGAAAAUUUGAUAGAGAGCAUCCAAG
Molecule: messenger RNA, 1994 nt
Organism: Lactuca saligna
Lineage: Eukaryota; Viridiplantae; Streptophyta; Magnoliopsida; Asterales; Asteraceae
Source: the annotation of a GenBank genome assembly